Molecule: messenger RNA, 1960 nt
Organism: Drosophila kikkawai
Lineage: Eukaryota; Metazoa; Arthropoda; Insecta; Diptera; Drosophilidae
Product: serine protease grass
Biological process (GO): proteolysis
Molecular function (GO): serine-type endopeptidase activity
Source: RefSeq, a predicted model, not a curated record
CGCAAUGUUGAGCUUCCCAAGUGUUAUUGCUGUUCUUGCAAGCCUGCUGGUCCUCUAUCCGGGAUCGGGAUCGGGAUCGGCCCAGUUCCUUGAUCAAAAUUGCGGGAAAACGCGCAACGGACAUUCCCCACAGACAUUGGGUCCCUGGACGGCCCUUUUGCAUAGCAACGGACGCAUCGUUUGUGCCGGAACCCUGAUCCAUCCGAAAUUUAUCUUGACAGCGGCGAACUGCAUUAAGAAUGGUGAAACCCUAAAAGUUCGCCUUGGGGAAUAUGGCCGUGUGGGUGCAGAAAAGCCUGAGGAACAUAGUGUGCGUUUAGAUUUCCGGCAUCGUCGGUACAAUAACGCGACACUGGAGAACAACAUUGCACUGAUGAUGCUGACCAGGUCGGUGCAGUACAAAGCACACAUUAAACCCAUCUGCAUAGUCUUGGACCCGUCUUCGAAUUGGUUAAAGCUUGUCGAGAGCAAUUUCAAGGUGUUAACCGGAGCCGCCUGGGACCAGAAGAACAAGUCGAGGUACCGGAGCGGGGAUUUCCAUGCCACAAACAUUACGCGCUUGCCCCAAAACGAAUGCCCAGCUAACCUUAAGGUUCAGGACAAGUUUCAGUUCUGUGGAUGGAACCCAAAGGCGCCAUCCUCCUGCGAAGGUCCUUCUGGAUCGGCCUUGAGCCAGGUUAUAACCAACGAGUUUGUCUAUCAGAUCGGCAUUGCAAGCUUCAACGACGUAGACUGCGAGCACACGCGCAUCUACACGGACGUGCCGCGCUAUUCCGAGUGGAUCUUGAAAACUGUGUACCUAUACGGCGGUUCGGUGGACCAAAGAAGACACAAGCCUGUUGUUUUUCCUACUGACUCCUCGAAGACUGUGGUUGUUCCUACUGGCUCCUCGAUGAGGUCGCGGCGAACACUUACGAAUUCAGCGAACAAGAAGAGUGUGUUCUGGGGUAAAAAGGGACGGAACUCUCCGAGGAUGGCUUGGACCGAAAUGAGGUGGGCUGUUGCUGGAAUCGUGGCAGUGUUAUUCGUCUGCCUGCAAGUCUCCGUUGGAGAAGAUGGGUUCCAGCUCCUGGAAAGAGAUUGCGGACGCUUAUCAGAACCCAAGUAUGGCUCGGACCUUAAUGAUGACAUGGGACCAAGAAUUAUCAAUGGGGUUGAUGCAAAGUUUGGAGCACAUCCCUGGAUGGCCUAUAUCCGCACUCCCCUUUAUUUCACCUGUGGAGGAUCGCUGAUCAGUCAUUGGUUCGUUUUGACGGCAGCACAUUGUGUAAAAGAUGACCCCCUAAUUGUUAUAUUAGGCGAAUACAACAGAGACCAAGAGGAAGACUGCCUGGGCAACUUGUGUAUGGAUCCCAGCGAGGAGUAUGACGUGACUCUGGCCAUCAAGCACAAAUUCUAUGAUUUAAAACAACACACCAACGACAUUGCACUGCUGCGUCUUGAUCGUCGGGUGACAUACAAAGCUCACAUCCAACCCAUCUGUGUAUUUGUUGACUCGAAAAUGAAGCCACUGGUUGACAGGGUCACAUGGUUCAAUGCCACCGGCUGGGGAUACACCAGUCCAGGGAAAACAUCUCGCGUUCUCCAAGAACUUAGACUUAACCGGAGGCCAUACGAAAGCUGCGAACGGAUGUUUGGCAAGCUCAUGUCAUCCACCCAGAUUUGCUCUGGAAAUGAUGACAGCAACCUGUGCAACGGCGACUCUGGCGGUCCCCAGGGCCGGGAAAUGGCCUACGGUGGCAGACGGGUCUACGUACAGCUGGGCAUCGCCAGCUUCACCAAUCGGCAGUGCGAAAACGUUAGCAUACUCACCGAUGUUGUUAGCCAUGGCAAUUGGAUAAAGCGUGUGGUCCGAAGGUACAGCAUUCCCGAUGAUGAAGCUCCGGGUAGGCCAGCACAGAGGGAGUCGCUCGAAAGAAAACCCACCUUUUAUCAUCCAAUAUAGUCAAGUUUCCGGAUG